GGUUGUUAUUAUACGUUAGUUUCUGUGUCAUGACUUUAGCUCUGAGUUGCGUUUUCAAACUCCAUAAUGCGGCGUUACAUUCGUGCACUUUUGUUGUGCACGGUGUUUGCCGUGUUUUCGGGCUUGUACGUUUACAGUAGGUUGUUUUACUCGGACGUGCCGGUCGGGAUAAACGGUCCGAAGAGGGGUUUCAUCCCAGCGAGAGUACCCGGAGGCAGGCGAGGGGCCGCGGACAAAACCGGGCCCCAAAACUCACACUGGUACAAUAGGUAUAUCAUGCGUCAGCGAGGCCAGGUGGAGGCAGGGGCUGUUAGCAGCGCUCAGAGCAGACCUGAUCCUCCCAUGCACCUGGCCGUGGUGGCCUGUGGGGAGCGUCUGGAGGAGACUCUCACCAUGAUUAAGUCUGCUGUGCUUUUCAGCAUCAAGCAGCUCUCCCUGCACAUCUUCGCAGAGGAUCAGCUGCAUGCUAGUUUCAUGGAAGCACUGGAGUCCUGGCCCGAUUUUAUUCGCUCCAGGUUCAACUACACAGUCUACUCCAUCAGUUUUCCUAGUGAGAAUGCAGCCGAGUGGAAGAAACUCUUCAAACCUUGUGCUUCUCAGAGGCUUUUCUUACCGCUCAUCCUAAAGGAUGUCGACUCCAUUGUCUAUGUGGACUCUGACAUCCUCUUCCUGCAGCCUGUGGACCGCCUGUGGGCUUUCCUGUCCAAGUUUAACUCCUCCCAGCUGGCCGCUAUGGCCCCUGAGCAUGAAGAGCCCCGUAUUGCGUGGUACAACCGCUUCGCCCGCCAUCCCUUCUACGGCAGGACGGGCAUCAACUCGGGGGUCAUGCUCAUGAACAUGACGAGAAUGAGGAGCAUGUUCUUCAAGAAUGAUAUGACAGCUGUGGGGCUGCGCUGGGAGGAGCUGUUGAUGCCUUUACUUCAGAAAUACAAACUAAACAUAACCUGGGGGGAUCAGGACCUUCUUAAUAUAAUCUUCCACCAUAAUCCUGAGUGCUUGCUGGAGUUUCCUUGUCAGUGGAAUUAUCGUCCGGAUCAUUGCAUUUAUGGCAGUAACUGUGCAUCCGCUGAGGAAGACGGCAUCUACAUUCUCCACGGAAACAGAGGAGUUUACCAUGACAAUAAACAGCCCGCCUUCAGAGCUGUUUAUGAGGCCAUACAAAAGUAUACUUUCGGUGCGGAUCCCGUCACGUCUUUGCUGGAGCCUCUAGAAGAAGAACUCCUGAAGACGACACACACUUACUGUGGUAAAUCCUUCCCACUCUUCACAAAGAGACUGGCACACAGCCUGGCAAACGUCAACAGAAAGGCCCCACAGGGACGGUGACAAAGAGGAAACGAUGACUGGAAGGAAGCCAGAAGAAAGGACGUUUUAUUUGUGUGAACAGCUGUUUAAAGCUCAAUAAGACAGUUGUGGUUGUCUCAAACUGAGACUCAUAACUGUUUAGCUAAGUUGCUCUGAAUAGGAGCGCAAUGUAAAUGCCUGAAACCAUUUAUAAAUGCUGCAGAAGUACUGAUCUGAGCAGUGAAAAAUAAUUGCUACAGAUGGACACAAAGGUUGGUCCUUCGUGUGUUUUAAUGCAGACUUUAUAACAAGAAGUAUCAAGUCUCUUCCUUAUGAUGUACUCCUAAGGUUGGAAGAGUUGCUUUUGUCUUUCCAUAUUGGAGAAUUAUUAAAUCUAGUGAAACAGUCUUAUUAAAAGAGACAAAACUGGCUUCAGAACUGGACAAACAAACACUGGACUAAAGGUUUCAGCACACUCAGCCAUCACAAACCACUAUUACCAACAAGAUGGAGGAGGAGGAACCACUGGGUAUCCACGUGGUUGACUGGAAACCCUAAGAAGAAAUGCAUCCUUACAAUUUAGUUCACUCCAUUUCCCCAUGCUCAGUAAAUUCUGGUUGUUUUCUAGAAAUCUCGACGUAUCUAUCUCAUAUUUCAGGAUUAUGACACUGGUUUCCCUUUGAUAAAGAGCUUAUUUCAGUCACUUUCUUGAGAUUUUCAGCCAUAGUGGCCUUUGCUGUUUGGAAAACUGCACACUUGUGUUUUUAGCACCAUGUUGCCCUGCAAAAGCUCGACCAAACACUACUGGGCGGUGUGAGUUCCCAGUUUUGUCACCAUAUUUCCUGCUUGUUUGUGUACAGGCAAUAACAGCAAUUAAAACAGACUGUAUUUAAUUGUACUUGGAGAUGAUAACUAUUUAUUGCAGUUGCAGAAAAGUCACCCAAAUACAGGGUAUAAUGAAGGGAAGGCAGUGAGGACAAUAAUUACAGUAACUAUAAAAAUAAAGUUAAUAGAACUAAGGUAAAUGCUAAGUCCAAGCCACUGGGCUUACGACUCAAAAUCCAAACUGUAAAAGUGCGUUUUGAGACAGGACUUGAAACUGUCGACAGAGGGAGCAGACCUGAUUGAGGGGAGGCUGGUCCAUAGUUGAGGGGCCUUCACUGCAAAAGCUCCGUCACAUCAGAGUUUAUGCUUGGAACGAGGAACAGCCAGGAGGCCCAUUUCUGAGGGUCUGAGGGGCCUGGAGGUAGUUUAAGGGUUGAGGAGGUCAGAUAUGUAAGACAUUGCCAGGCCAUUUGCGACUUUAAACACAAACAGAGCAACCUUAAAAUCAAUCCUGUAGCAUGUGGGAGGCCCGUGAAGAGAGGCUGACCCCGGGAGGCUGAUAUGGUCCCUCUUAUGAGAGCCAGUAAGAAGCCUUGCUUCUGCAUUUGGUACCAUUUUCAGUGUGGAAAGGGAUGCCUGGCUGAUUCCAGAAUACAACAAAUUACAGUAGUCAACCAUGACGAUAUGAAAACAUGGGUAAUUUUUCCUUAUAAAAAGAGAGGAUCUGUUCUAUUUGGUGAUUGCUCUUAGCUGAAAAAACCUGGUUUCAAAUGUUAAUGCAGAGUAAAAUAUUACUCUGAGAUUCUUAGCCUGGGGCUUGAUGAGGGUCGACAAAUCCCUUAAGCUUAUAGAGACCUGUUUGAUGGUACUGGGGGGCCAAGGAGAACCACUUCUGUUUUACUUUGAUUCAUUUGUAAAAUGAUUUGAACCAUCCAGCAUUUGAUGUCAUCUAAACACUGGGUGAGGGCAUCUUAGUGUGAUUGUUUGGUUUUACGGGUGGAUAAAGCGGUCUAUCAUCACUGUAACAGUAGUAAGUGAAAUUGUGUUUUUCUUUAAUUUUCUAAUGGAAGCAUGUAAAUAUAAAAGAGAAUGGGACCUUGGACGGAGCCUUGAGGUACCCCAGAUGACAGAUUGGCUGUGAAUGAAAAAGAGUUGAUUAGAAUGACCUGUGCUGUAGACAGGAGAUAGAAAGAAUGGCAUCUCAAUCAGCUGAGACAGAGGACAGGGAUUUUUUUCCCACUAGUUCGGCCACACAGGGAGAAAAGUAUUAGAAAAGAAAGUCUGAUAUCUUCGUAUUUGACUUGGAUUUCUACCUGACGCCAUUUAUCUCACUCUUAAGUACAAACAUUUUGCCUGUAUACAAACUCAGAGACUGUUACCCACCGCUUACUGGCGCAGUAGUUGUCAACAGUUUCCAAAAUGACAAAUGGUGACCUGAACGUCCAAAAAUAUUUAACAGUGCACAUUUAUUUAGUGAAAAAUUAUGUAGUUUGGAUCUUGAAUGGAGCAAACUAUAUGGCUGAAAUAGAACAAAACUGACAUCCUAUUUCCCUGUGAUAACAUUACCAUUUUGCCAAAUUUCCAGAGAUCUUAAAGAAUGACCUGUUUAUCAUGGAAACGCAGCUUUGAUAUCACAAGAAACAGAUAAAGUAAAUGAAAUAUUGCAAAAACAUUCAAAUUACCCUUUUAUUAUAGUAAAAAAAAACAGUAAGACUAAAUGUAUGGAUGCACAUUAACUGCAUAAGUAGGCCUCUCUGAGUCAGAGCUUAUAGGAUCUACAGCCUGAGUUUGGCACAGAGAAAACAACCAGAAUCUCUUCUUAGCAUGGGAAACUGAUCAAAAUAAGUAGUAAGGAUGAAUGUCCACAAAGGGAUUCUGCAGAAAAUGAUUUAUUGAAAGAGUGGGGUUUACCAGUGUGUCUCCUGUUCUUAUCAUCUGUUACAUGAGUUAUUAUAACCAGAAUUAUAACAAUAUCAAACAGGGUGAAAAAAAAAUGUUAUUAAGAAAAUGUAGAAGAAUAUCAGUCUGAAGUUUGACACAGACUAAUGUGAAUAAGCUACAAGUUCUGCUAAUACCAAAGCUUUUCUUUUUUUUUUUACUAUAAAUGUGUUAUUUACACAGCUGAAUGUACUUUAAGGAUUUAGGAUUACAGUGAAACGUGUUUAAAUUUGUGUUAAUGUUUGUGUGGAUGUGAUGUAAGGGGAGCUUGUGUUACGUUUUUACUUAUUGGGUGAUUAUGUUGUAAUUUUUUCACAUUAAAGGUCAUCUCAGUCUU
Messenger RNA from Cheilinus undulatus (humphead wrasse), 4384 nucleotides. RefSeq names its product glucoside xylosyltransferase 1b (gene gxylt1b). NCBI's taxonomy places the organism in Eukaryota, Metazoa, Chordata, Actinopteri, Labriformes, Labridae. The record is from RefSeq and is a predicted model, not a curated record. Gene Ontology annotation, molecular function: UDP-xylosyltransferase activity. The transcript is spliced from 7 exons. Gene Ontology annotation, biological process: protein O-linked glycosylation via N-acetylgalactosamine. Bases 67 to 1326 code for a protein of 419 amino acids.